UCCCCGUAGAUUAGAACAUCCAACUCUCUCCAAAAGCCCCAAACCCUAACGACCCAUUAAACAAAAAAAUGCACUUGUUCUCUGCAUAUUCAACCAAAAUGUGGAAACUGAAUAAUAGCAUAACCACCACCUUCAAAACCAGUUCACUGAUUCAGAAGACAAUACUCCAAAACACAUCACCCAUUAACGCGUUCGCAUCAACAAGAAGACCCUUUUCACAGUCGACCUCCAUACCCAAGAAGCUCCAAAGGGUGCGAGACCAUGGCUACGACAACUACAUGGAGGUCGAGAAGAAAAUGCGCAAAGUCCUCAAGUUCCAAGACCUCAUUCUCUCGUUACCCAGUUCCAUGGUCUCUAUUUCUCGCCUCGACACCCUCGCUCGCCGAAUCGGCUUGAAGCAAUUCGAAGCCGGCCGAUUCAUCCUCAAAUUCCCCCACAUCUUCGAGAUUUUCGAACACCCAGUUCAGAGAAUUCUCUAUUGCAGACUAACCCGAAAAGCUCUGCUCCAAAUUGAUCAGGAGAAGGAAGCCCUUCUUGCCCAAGUCCCCGACGCCGUGACCCGUCUCCGGAAACUCGUCAUGUUGUCCAACACUGGCCGUCUUCAGCUCGAACACGUUCGAAUUGCCCGUAAAGACCUUGGGCUUCCGGAUGACUUCGAAUUCUCGGUAAUUCUCAAGUACCCACAAUUUUUUAGAUUGUUUGAUGCCAAGGAAACUAGGAAUAAGUACAUUGAGACUGUAGAGAGAGAUCCAAAAUUGGCCGUGUGUGCUAUAGAGAGACUCAGGGAGAAAGAGUAUAGAGAGAAGGGAAUUGAUGCUGAAAAUAUUCGGUUUUCAUUUAUUGUGAAUUUCCCACCUGGGUUUAAGAUUGGCAAGUAUUAUAAAAUUGCUGUGUGGAAAUGGCAACGGAUUCCAUAUUGGUCCCCUUAUGAUGAUAUUUCGGGUUAUGAUUUGAGGUCGCUUGAGGCGCAGAAGCGGAUGGAGAAGAGGGCUGUUGCGAUGAUUCAUGAAUUGUUGUCGUUGACAGUGGAAAAGAAGAUUACUUUGGAGAGGAUUGCACAUUUCCGGUUAGUGAUGAAUUUGCCCAAGAAGCUCAAGGAGUUCCUUCUUCAACAUCAGGGAAUAUUUUAUAUAUCAACAAGGGGUAAUCAAGGGAAGCUUCAUACAGUUUUUCUCAGGGAGGUUUAUAAAAAAGGGGAGUUGAUAGAACCAAAUGAUUUGUAUUUGGCAAGGAGAAAGCUUGCUGAGUUAAUUUUGUUGAGUCCUAGGAAAGUUAAGGUGGAUAGAGAACUGGUCAGUUAUAGGAGGAAUGGAGAAGAUGAUGAAAUGGGGAGCGUCAAAAGAGACUGUGUUGAGAAUGCUUUUGAUGAUUUUGAGACAGAAGACAGUGUUAGACACGUCGGGGAGGGAAAAGAUGAUUUGCGGUCAGAUUUGCUGCAUUAUGAUGAUGUCUCUGACUAUACGGAUGGGGAUAAUGAUAGUGAGGAAGGUGUGGAUGCAGGACUGAGAUAAGAAUUUCGCUUGAAUGGUCUUUAUGAAAUCUUUGCAUUUCUAGUUAUUUGCUGUCCAUUUUUGCUUCAAAGUGUCGCUGUCUUUCAAUUCUAGAAAAGCAUUCGGACAUUGCUAGAGAGAACCAUGCAUCUUGUUCAUCAUAUAACUUAUGAAGCUCAUCAAUGGCUACAGAUUGGCUGAUUAUAUAAGGAUGGCAUGUGACCAAGAAUGCACUCUCGUAAAGAAUUUGUAAGUUGGACUGUGUAAUUGGUGGAGAUUCAACUUGGUAUGGGUUUGGUUCUUACUAGAUGAUAUUGUGAAGGAGAAGAAGGUUUGAUAUGUCAAACUGAUCUAAUUUUAUUCUUGAUGAGCUGAAAGUUACAUAUUUCAUGGGUGUAUUUGUCCAUUCAAUGGCUACUUAUUAUUAUCAAUCCAGAGCAAGUCUGACAGUAACGUUUGCUGAGGCGGGAAAGUUAAGGUUUUUCCAGAAGAACCAGAAUGUGAAGAAUUCUUGCUUCACUAGGCUUCCUGUGCAUAUUCAUGUGAAGAUGAAGAACAAGGACAUGAGGAAGAGUCGCACUAGAACCCUUUUCUUUUAGUUUGUUCUUUUGGAAGUUGUUUCCUUGAGACAUGAGUUUUGUUUAUAUGUUUUGGUUUUUGUAGGACGUCUUUUGGUGAUGUACUCUUUUCUUUUUGUUGUUUGCACUUGUAACUAUCAAGACAAAUAAAUAAAAGGCAUGCUUGUUUUGUUUUCAUCA
Messenger RNA from Camellia sinensis, 2248 nucleotides. RefSeq names its product Ubiquitin carboxyl-terminal hydrolase family protein (gene RPD1). Lineage: Eukaryota; Viridiplantae; Streptophyta; Magnoliopsida; Ericales; Theaceae. The record is from RefSeq and is a predicted model, not a curated record. Gene Ontology annotation, molecular function: RNA binding.